Molecule: messenger RNA, 1821 nt
Organism: Sphaerulina musiva SO2202
Lineage: Eukaryota; Fungi; Ascomycota; Dothideomycetes; Mycosphaerellales; Mycosphaerellaceae
Exons: 2
Coding region: 100-1539 (479 amino acids)
Source: RefSeq, a predicted model, not a curated record
CAACCACCGCUAUGCACUGCCAUACUCUUCGAUCCACUCUCUCACCUCUAGAGCCGCCGUCUGUCGCUCAAAUACGUCGCCAACCCUCCCUACCUCUCCAUGCUGCUCAACGGGGAGCAGUGUCGGCGGAAACGACAUCGAGAAGAGGAAGAAGAACAAGAAGAACAACACGAAGAGGCCUUAGCCCUACCAGCCGAUAACCAGCAGCAGCAUCCCACGAAGAGGAGGAAGAAGGCACACACUCCCAAUUAUCCUCCACGGUUCUGGGACACGCUGUCCAGAGUGCAUCUGACUCGCAGAGCACUGCAAGAAUUCGACCGUCGAACGGAAACAGCUCGCCUCGUGUUGAGCGCGGAAACAAUCAAGUCUUCGACCCGACGCCUGCUGAGAUCCGAUACUCAUCGCCUUUUGCAUUUCGCAAGCAACGGCGGGCCAGACCUGAACGCGCUUCAAGGUUUUUCUGCUCUUCCUGCUGUUGAGGCAAGUAUGAGCCAAUCGAGCACCCAAAGCCGCAAAAGAGACUUCUCGUCGAGCACGGCGAGGAGCAGUGGUGCAAGAAAGACGAAGACUACAACGCCCUACAGUCCCGAGUUCGAGCAGAAGCUUGCCGAUCGGGGCGUCUUCUCUGUUGCAUAUUGCUUCGCAGAUGGACGCAGUCCACCAAAUCCGAAUAACAUACAGGAGCUUAUGGACGCAUUGUCGCGCCGAAGGUCUUCCCUGUCAUCGACUGCUUUCUCCGAAGAAGCGUUUCAAGAGUUUCGACGUAACGAUACGAGAGCAUCGGAGUCUGCCGCGAUGGCCGACUUACUCCCAGUCAUAGCAGGGCCGAAGGACAAGGAUUAUAAUCCUAAUGGCGAGGUCCCUUUCCUCCGCUUAGAGAAAUUUGAUCCAUAUAUUUCGGUUCCGAAACCAGACAGGUACUAUGGAGCAAUGCCAGCACAAAUUGAUGGCAGUGUGCGCAGUGACCUCACCAACUACAUCAUUCCAUCCAAUCGCACCAAUCUGCCAGCGGCCCCGAAUUUCUUUGUCGAAAUGAAAGGCAUUUCCGGGAGGGGGAACAUAGCAGCGCUGCAGGCUAUGUACGAUGGCGCGGUCGGGGCUAAAGGCAUCUUGCAUUUGCAGAACUACGGCAAUGCCGUGCCAGUGCAUGACGCCAAUGCAUAUACGAUAACGGUCACCUAUUGUAAUAGCACGCUAAAGAUCUAUGCUACUCACCCACGAGAAUCUGAAAGAGGAGGAGAAACAGAGUAUUUCAUGACUGAACUCAAGGCUUAUGGAAUGACAAGCGAUCCGGAGACUUUUCGUAAGGGUGCAGCCGCGUACCGUAACGCUAGGGAAUGGGCUCAGGAACAGCGUGACAAUUUUAUUACCAAUGCGAACGCUGCUGCACUACGAAUGUCUGCUGAUCGAGUCUCAGUCAGCCGAACUGAAGUCACUGCGGAUGCUUCAUCUACUGCAGCUGGAGGGUCUUUCGUGUCGGAAACGUCUGCAGACGAGCUCGCGUCGGACACCCAUACUGUCAAGCGACGAAGGGCAUAACCAUCACGAGAACUUCGCGGAGGAGCCUUGUCUUCCGAUUCAUGGUUCUAGCGUCAUGUGAAACGAGUACGGGACAGGGCCGAGAGUGUUCAGUUACAUGAAUGAUUGUUUUUGAGAUGUAUUCGCCAUGUUCGAAUCAGGGUGUAUUUCAGUCGUUUCGGUAUGUACGUGGGAUAUUCGCCGCAAAGCAUCUGCACUGUGGGCGGAUUUAGACAGCAUUAGAUACAGACAAAUGUUAGAUACAGAAUCUGAAUCUAGACAGGACAACAGUCAAGUCAGGAC